Messenger RNA from Monoraphidium neglectum, 1956 nucleotides. RefSeq lists its product as hypothetical. Gene Ontology annotation, molecular function: RNA binding. The record is from RefSeq and is a predicted model, not a curated record. NCBI's taxonomy places the organism in Eukaryota, Viridiplantae, Chlorophyta, Chlorophyceae, Sphaeropleales, Selenastraceae. Bases 1 to 1956 code for a protein of 651 amino acids. The transcript has 2 exons. Gene Ontology annotation, cellular component: mitochondrial matrix; ribonucleoprotein granule. Gene Ontology annotation, biological process: regulation of mitochondrial mRNA stability; chloroplast rRNA processing; mitochondrial RNA processing.
AUGCGCACCCAGGAGACGUAUCAGCUGGACGGCCCCCCGUCCCCAUCGGGCCGCGCUGCUGCCGCCGCGGCGGCCGCCGCGCUCGCCGCCUCGGACGCGCCGCCCGCCCUCGAGCUGGGCGCCGCUUCCGCCGCCGCCGCCGGCUCCGAGUCCGAGGACGAGAGCAGGAUGAUCUCGAGCGAGUUCAAGGAGUGCCGCUGCUGCCAGGACGUGCUUGACGUACUGGAAGAUGAGAUCGGCCGCAUGACCCCCCACAACACGGUCACCGCCCUCGGCCGCCUCGCGGCGCUCAGCAAGCGCCUGCCGGCCGCCGAGCGCGCGCAGGUCCUCGCCAGCCCGCCGUUCGUCGCGGCGCUGCAGCUGCUCGCGCGGCAGUUUGCGGACAUGAACGCGUUCCAGGUGGUCAACGCGCUCUACUCGGCGGCGGUGAUGGGCGCGCCGCUGGCAAAGGCGCCGGCGCUCAUGGCCGCCGCCGACGCGGCGCUCGCGCGCCUCUCGUCGGAGCUGAACGCGCGCGACGUCUGCAGCGCGCUGUACGCGCUCGCGCUGCUCAAGCACGCGCGCCCCGCGCACGGCGUCGCGCAGCUGCUGCUGUCGCGCGCGCAGUCGCUGCUCGACACCGGGGCCCUUGACGCGCGCGGCGUCAGCACGGUCCUGUGGGCGGCCGGCAGCCUCGGGCUGCGUCACAGCGGGCUGUCGUCCGCGGCGACGCGCGCGCUGCUCGCCGACGGCGGCGCGCUGCUGCGCGGCAUGACGAGCCAGGGUGUGGCCAACUGCGUGUGGGGGCUCGCCAAGGCCAACGGUGGCGCCGUGGACGCGGCGCUGCUGGAGGGCGCACUGGGCGCCAUCGCGGCGCUCGGGGACGAGUGCAAGCCGCAGGAGGUCCUCAACACGCUGUGGGCGUGCGCGCGCUGCCGGCACGACCCCGGCCCGCACUGGGCGCCGCUGCUGCGCUACUGCGCAAGGCAUGCGUCUUCCCUCGCGCCCGCCGACGCCGCCAGCCUCUUCCACGCGCUGGGCACGUUCGGGCACGCGCCGGACGCCGACGCGGCGGCGGCGCUGCUGCCGCGCGCACGGGAGCUGCUGCCGCGGAUGGCGCCGCUCGAGGCGUGCAGCCUGUACCGCGGCCUUGGGCUUUCGGGAUUAGUCAACAACGACCUGUACGACGAGCUGACAUCAUCGGGGGUCCCGCGUGCGCACGCCGCCGGCCAGCUGGCGCCCAGCACCAAGCGCAUGGCGUUCCAGGGCUUCCUCGCCGGCCGGCUGCAGGGGGUGGCGGCCCAGAUGCCGCCGGAGGCCGCAACUGGCCUCGCCGCGGCGUGGCGCGACGGCCUCGCCGCGCGGCCGAGCUGCGGCGGCGGCAGCGGCGGCCGGCGCAGCGCGCUCGGCGCGGAGGUGCGCGCGCUGCUGCAGCAGCUGGGCGUGCGGCACGACGCUGACGUGGCGACGAGGGACGGGCUGUUGGUUGUGGACCUGCAGCUGCGCGCGGGCGGCGGGCGGUGGGUCGCGCUGCAGGUGGCGGGCGAGCACGAGUUUACAUCCAACGGCGGCACGAAGCUCGGCGCCGCGUCGCUGCAGCAGGCCGUGCUCGAGCGCAACGGCUACGAGGUGCGGUGGCUGUCGGCGCACGACCUGGGCGCGGUGCCGCGCCACAGGCGGCCGCUGUAUGUCGCGGAGCUGCUGCGCGCGCUGGGCGUGGGCGUCGACGCCGCGGCGCUGCGGCUGGCGGAGCAGCAGGCGGAGGGCGGGGCCGCGGCGGCGGGCGCAGCGGCGGCGGCGGCAGGCGGGCCGCGCGGCAGGGGCGGACGCAGCGGCAGUGGCGGCAGGGGCGACUUUGAUGGUGGCGUGGUGAAGGUACGGGAGGCAGAGCUGCUCUUUGACGACCCCAAGGUUUCGGGCGGCCGCGGCAGGCGCGGCGGCGGUGGCGGGGGCAAGGCCGGCGCCCGGCGACGCUGA